UUGACACAUUGUCUUCGUAUUUAUAUAAAACGUUUUCAAGUGGUCGUCUCAGUAUUGGAAAUUCAAGAUAGAUUCAAGAUUGGACCGCAUAAAGAUGGAAAAUAGCACAAAUGGACACGUUGUCAGUGAGGAGGACAAAAAAUUCAUUUUUGAUUACUUGAAUAAACUAUAUUCCGCGAAUACAGAAACUAUAUCUGAAGUUUACAGCGGUUUUGCUUCUGUGUAUGAUAAAGCCAACGCUAUUCUGAAGUACGAGCCCUUCAAAGGGCUUGCAAAAGACUUGGCUGUAUUCUUCGAGCACAAAAAUUUAGAGAACAAGAAGAUUUUGGAUGUGGGAUGUGGCAGUGGAAAUCUUGGAAAGUCUCUUGUUAAAGAAGGAUUUAAAGAUAUUGAUGGAUUAGACAUGUCAGACAAAUUCCUAGAGAUGGCCGAAGAAACAAAAUGUUAUGGCAAAUUGUUUAAAGUGUUAUUUACCUCCAAUCCCACCCCUGGUAUUAAAGACAACUCAUAUGAUGUGGCUAUUUCCGCCGGAUGUUACCUCGCUUGUCACCUUCCAAUGGAUACCAUAUUUGAGCUUGCACGUAUAGUGAAGCCCGGAGGUUACAUACAUUAUACAGUUUCUGAUCCAAACGACAAAAUGGAUUUUAUGUAUUGGCAAGGUAAGUUGAUGAAGGAAAAGAAGGCAGAGUUAAUCUACAUGAAGAAGGAGCCGUAUAGAUUGGAACCAACGAAAAACUUUGAAGAAGUCCAUUGCUACUACGUCAUGUUUAAAGUAUUAUAACUUUCAAAAUUGUUCGCGUUCGCAUGAAAUUUUACUACAAAAUUUUUCGCCAAAAUACGAGUAAAUUAUAAAAGGACAGACAACAAGGAUGAUCUUAAAGUUUUGUAAGUUUUGUAACACAACGCACGUGAUUAUAAUGUAAGUUUUUAUUUUUAUAUAGUUAUUUAUAAUACAGAAAUUUAAGCACCAACCUCAAUCUUAUUAAUAGUUUAAAAAUAGUCUUCUUUCCCUAUGUAAACAAAAAAAUUUAUUUAGCAAAUAUUUCUUGGGUUUAAGGCAAUAAAUAACAAAAUAAGUUUGAUAAAUUUUCUCCCUGAUCUUUGUCAGAGCAUCUUCAGAUCACAACUAAAAACGUCUUUCAACAUGCAUGUACAAAAUGUUAAAAAUUCUCUUGAUAAAAAUAAAAUGUAUAAAGUUCGUUUAUUAACAAUAAAGGUCGUUAAAAAUUAUAAUAUGUUUUCCCAAAUUUCAGAUAGUCGUCUUAUUUCAUCUUUUUUGUUCAAUAAAUCCGAUUUGUGUUGUUUAAUCGCUAAUGCCUCUUUAAAUUUUCUUUUAAUAAAAUUGUUUUCCCUAUAGAGAAUUUCUAUUUUCUCAAAGUUCAUUUCGUGUUUUGUUUCUUUAAUGUGUUUGGACAUUCCAGAGACAUUAAAGAGACAAUAAAAAUAAAUCAAAAGAAUUAUAAAUAAGAUUCUGAUAAACACUAAAAUUCACUUGUCUUAGUACUGUUUAUUUUUCAACCAUUUCACGUUAAAACGAACCCUUCAAAAAGUGAGAAAAAAACUGUUGACGAGGUUGUAAACAACCUGUUACUAAAUCCUUAUUUAUUUUCUGAUUUGCUACUUUUUUAAUGGUGUUUUCGACAAAUAGAUACGUUAACUUUCAAUAAUCCUUUUUGGCAGGAAAAUAAGAUACAGUCUGCAUAAAUAAUACAUCACAGUAAAAUUAAAAGUUUUGUUUUGAUAAAGAAGCAGGAGAACAAAGCAGGACAACAAAGCAGGACAAAAAAGAAAACCCUAAGUAUUACAGGUUAAUCUAGACUGUUGUAUUUCAUUAAAAUAAAGAUUCUCCCUUACAAUCUAUGUUGUAGCAAAAAUCUUAAAAUUGUUCAACCUCGUACCCAGGCCAUCUUGUAUCUUUUCUCCGUCCCGGUUACAGAAAAGAAACAACAGGUGCUGGGAACGAGGUUGAAAAUUAGUUUAUUAAUAUUUAUAUAUGGUUUAAAAACGUGGCAAUAUAUUUAUCUUACUUGCAAAAGCAUAUAAAACAAAGAUUAAGAGAAAUAAAAAGCUUUCAGAAAACGAACUUCCCCCAAAAUGGCUACCAUUACAUUAGAUCGCCAACCAAGCAUCGUGUUAUUGCUUUACGUUAUACUCAUCAACGGGGGCCAUAUUGAAAAUGUUGUACUCGAAUGUUAUUAUUUUUUGUUUCAUAAUACGUAAUAAUUUU
Molecule: messenger RNA, 2227 nt
Organism: Hydractinia symbiolongicarpus
Lineage: Eukaryota; Metazoa; Cnidaria; Hydrozoa; Anthoathecata; Hydractiniidae
Product: ubiquinone biosynthesis O-methyltransferase-like
Exons: 2
Coding region: 95-781 (228 amino acids)
Molecular function (GO): S-adenosylmethionine-dependent methyltransferase activity
Source: RefSeq, a predicted model, not a curated record